AUGGAAGGAUUACUUCACGCGUUUUCCUAUGCCAAUAAACAUCUUUGCUCCGAGCGCAUGGUAAAAAGGAUCCAUUAUAUGCUGAAACUUACCAUGGAACUUCAAGAGUCAACAAGAGAGCCUAUAGUCCUGCCAGCACCAGAUAGGAUACUCAACUUUCAGCAACGUAUUAAACCAAAGGCUCAGAUUCUAAGUCCUGUUGGGUACAAGGCGAAAGACAAGAAGGGAGAAGAUCAUUCGUUUUGCAUGAAUGAACCAUCAAAGGACCUAAAACAUCUCGCCGUCGCCCCGGACAUGGUGAACCAAAUGUCUGCUCUUCCAGGCUUCACUGCUGGCCUUACAGAAGUCAUCUCUCGUUUUUGGUUUGAAAAUCAUUCCAGCAACAAAUUCAAACGAAUUCUUCCUGGCUCAUCAAACACCAAAAAGUAUUUAAAGAUGGUUCUAGCGCCCAUUUUCCUUUGGUCUGACGAUACAUCUGAUAACAAAUCAAAGCAAUACAAUGUUUUUUAUGGCUAUUUGAUGUAUAUGGCUGCAAUGCCUCUGGAAAUGAAAAGUCGACGAGAAAACACUCUGUUCAUCUGUAUAUCGGAUAAAAACUUGAAAGCUUUUGAUAUGCUGGGCCCAAUUGUUGAUGAUUUUGUUAAGCUGGAAAUUGGAAUCGAAGUCUUUUCAUAUGAUCACAAUGAAUACGUUCUUCUUGUUGUUCCUCUCCUCCUCCUUAUUGCCGAUAACUCCAGACAUUCACAACUGGCUAUGCACAAAGGCACAAACUCGAAGGAGUUGACUCAUCUACACGAUGUUAUUCAAUCAAAACUCCCCAAUGCAGCUCGCUAUAAAAUUCUAACCGACACACUAAGCUUCUCAGUCAACGGUAGUGAAGAGUUUCUUCGACUUAAUUCCUUUGAUCUGACUAAAGAUUGCCCAGUAGAAGUCCUCCACACCGUUCCCCUUGGUUGUAUCAAGUAUCUAGUAGAUUACUUUAUGAAAGAAGUUCUCACUGUAGCAGAAAGGGAUACACUUGGUAACAUUAUCAUGCCUAGUAGAAAUCGGAAUGCAUAUUCCAGAAUAUUUCGAAACAAUCUUCGACAUUGCGGAUCAUUUGUUGGCAGGGAUUACAAACAGCUUAUCCAAGUUCUACCAACAAUUAUCAGCAAACUAUUCCUUCAAUCGACUGUACGUAUAAACAUGUUCUCUCAAUGUUUUAUUUACCUUGGACAACUAUGCUCACUUAUAUACCUUCGCGGUAUUGAAUCGAACUACGAGCAAUAUAUAUACGUCUUCAGAGAUACAUUGUCAAACUUCACGGAUUCUUUAUAUGUACUGGAUAAACACUUGUGUCAAACUGACGCAAAGUCUCCGAAGUUCUCUCUCAGGCCAAAGAUCCACCUUCUACACCACUUGCUCGAUGAUGUUCAACGAUUUUGA
Molecule: messenger RNA, 1425 nt
Organism: Phycomyces blakesleeanus NRRL 1555(-)
Lineage: Eukaryota; Fungi; Mucoromycota; Mucoromycetes; Mucorales; Phycomycetaceae
Exons: 2
Coding region: 1-1425 (474 amino acids)
Source: RefSeq, a predicted model, not a curated record